Molecule: messenger RNA, 645 nt
Organism: Fusarium odoratissimum NRRL 54006
Lineage: Eukaryota; Fungi; Ascomycota; Sordariomycetes; Hypocreales; Nectriaceae
Exons: 1
Coding region: 118-471 (117 amino acids)
Source: RefSeq, a predicted model, not a curated record
GAGAAUAUCAUUUAUCAUGAGCAGCCGCCUCCACCCUCAAUCUUAUCUGAUAUUUUAUCUCACAUCUUUGCCCUGUUAAUCUUUUAAAGUGCCUAAUCAAACAUAAAUACUGCAAAAAUGUCUAUCGCGUUGCUCAAAAAGUACCUGCCGAUAUCUCUGGCACUACUCCUCUUCUACGGCUGCGCCUCACGAUUUAGCCACGGCGCAACGUCGACCGCAUCCUUCUAUCAGUAUCAAAAUGACCGAAGUCCUGAUGAUGGAUCAACUCUGUCCCGCGUUAUCCCUGUUUUCGACUUUAUCGUUGGAACUGCCAUUCUGCAGCAAGGACUGUCACGCAAAGUUGCAACAUGCUUUGUAGCGUCAACUAUCAGCAGUGUAGCUGUUCAGCGUUACUUGGCCGGUUUGGACUGUCAGGGAGACUUUCUGCAGGGGAUUUGGGCAACUUCUGCAGCGAUUGCGACUCUGAUAUGAAAUUUGUGCCAUAUCAGCUCUCUGGGGCUCUUCGUCCAUUUGAGAUCAAGUCACAUCGGUUAUGAGAGUUGAAAAAAGGCUUUAUUAACACUAAGAAGGCCGGAGUAGUUUUGAAGUACACAUAAUACAUGAGAUUGUAAAACAUAGAAACUGAAGCUCUAGCUGUAAUUGUCC